UCUCUCUCUCUCUCUCUCUCUCUCUCUCUCUCUCUGAGUCUUGUGAUGAAGCUAUUAUAAAUCAAGCGGUGUGGAAGAUAGAGAUUAGACAAACAGGAAAUGACCCAGUUUGUGUUUUAGUACUGUACAUUUGUAGGUGGACUUGCUUUUCAUUCAGUUUUGCAUAUUCGAAAGCAUCCCAGCUCAAAGUCCCGAGCUUUUGUUACAUUGGUUUGGUUCGUUUUGCAUUUGGCUUCACCAUGAACGUGGAAGGCAGGGAUUGGACUGUUUGGUGCCAUUGAAGUUUGUCUUGGGUUUGUUGAAAGGAAUGAACUUUUUUUCUGUAAAAGGAUAUUAAAAGAAGAAUGAAUACCAGGGUGAAGACAAGGCUGCAGUCUAUGAAGCCUCCUCUGAAGAAUGAAAAAGAGAAGGUAAAAAUGCAAGGGAGUAAGCUAAGGGAUACCGCAAAAACAAUCACCAAUGGACGAGCUUCAAGCAGAGAGAGAAAAUUGGCUUUACAACAAGACGUUGAUAAGCUGAAGAAGAAGCUUAGACAUGAAGAGAAUGUACACAGAGCUUUGCAGAGGGCAUUUACUAGACCCUUGGGAGCUCUACCUCGUCUACCUCCUUAUCUGCCUCCUUAUACAUUGGAGCUUCUAGCCGAAGUGGCUGUUCUGGAAGAGGAGGUGGUUCGGCUAGAAGAACAGCUAGUGCAUUUUAGGAAGGAUUUGUAUCAGGAAGCUGUCAACAUAUCAACCUCCAAGAGGAAAAUGGAAACCUCAGCUGAUUUGUGUGAUUCAUACCCCAUAAAGAAUCCCAAACAGGAGCAACCCAAAUCUCAAGCUCAAAGAGCAAACAAUUCUACCAAUGCCACUGAGAAGCAUUGGCCAUCCCCUUCUGAUGAAAAGCAGGGUAAAGAGAACCAAUCUUCUAACAAUUCUACGAAGAAGAAGAACGAGAAAUCUUUGAUCCAUAAAGCUCAGGUUAGGACUCCAGUGAAGAGACCUCCAAUUGAUCACAAAACAGCAGAAAAGCGUUCAGAUCCUCAGAAACUACAGUUAGAAUAUAGAGUCAUGGACCAAGAAAGUGCACAAGUACCGGACAAAGAGAUGUCAGGAGAUGAAAGUCCCAACAAAAUUUCUGAAAACAUUCUGAAGUGCUUGUCAAGCAUUCUUAUGAGAAUGAGUUCAGCAAAGAACUGGGGCACUGCCGAAAGGUUACCUUCCUUCUCAACAUUAGCAGCUCAAGAAAAUAAUGAACCAAAAGAGUCUUGGGAUCCUUAUGCUAUUUGUUCCGAAUUUGGACGAAGAGAUAUCGGUCCAUAUAAGCAAUUACAUGCAAUUGAAGCUGAAACUAUUAAUCCAAACCGAACAGCAAAUGCUUUGUUCCUACUCCGAAGAUUGAAGCUAUUGCUCCGAAAACUUGCGUCUGUAAAUUUACAACGUCUCAGUCAUCAGGAGAAGCUUGCAUUCUGGAUCAAUAUCUACAAUUCCUGCAUGAUGAAUGCAUUCCUAGAGCACGGAAUACCUGAGAGUCCUGAGAUAAUUGUUGCACUCAUGCAGAAGGUAUGGAAUAUCCAAGAUCCUAGAGCUCCUGUUUAUAAUUGCAAAUACAAUUUUUCACAAAUUCCAUUUAUAUGUAUAAAGCAAGUGAUUAAAAAUACUUCUGCUGGUCAAUAA
Prunus avium (sweet cherry) is the source of this 1658-nucleotide messenger RNA. NCBI's taxonomy places the organism in Eukaryota, Viridiplantae, Streptophyta, Magnoliopsida, Rosales, Rosaceae. The record is from RefSeq and is a predicted model, not a curated record.